AUGAGAAAGUUGCCUCAACAAAUUGCAACAGAUGCAGAAAUUAGUCAUUCACUUGAACGAGCUCUUAGCGUUAGAGGAGAAGAUCUAGAAAAUACUGAAGAAAUUGUCAGUUAUCUCAAUAAUUUGUGUACUGUGCUUACUAGUGUCAAGGAGCUGCCUAAUCGAGAUGGAUUCUACAACGUUAUUUGCAAAAGAUACGUUUUCAAUUUUCAAACUGAUACAAUUUUUGAACGAUAUAUGCUGUCAGAAGUGAGCUCGGUUCGUGCAAUUACAUAUCGAAUUUUACGAAAAGCUUCUCGGUUACCCGACGACUUGUCAGCAUUGUUGAAUAUACAUAUGGAUAGCUUUGUAUUAAGAUCUUUAGAAAUCAACACUAACAAUUAUGACGAGCGGGUUGAGGCUUUAAAAUUAUGUUCAAUGAUGUUAAAUCAUAUGAAUGUAAAAGCAAAAAGUUCGGAUAAUGGACUGAAGAAAGAUUAUCCGGAUGCCAUUUUUCCAGAAAAUGUUUAUCGUGGUUUAAUCUCAAUUGCAAGUUGUUUCUUCACGGUACGACUAGAUAGAACAAAAGUUGAGGAAAAGAAAGAUAAACUGGCAUUUUCAUGUUUUGCCACAAUAAUCGAACAAGCUGCCGUUGCUCCAAAUCUCAUUUUGAAUUCUGUUGAUACGGGGUGGAUUGUAGAAUUUCUCACGUAUGCGGCAUUUAGCAACCGUUUGUCCACUUGUGUUUGUCGAAUUCUGUGUGCGUGGCUUGAUUCGCCACAACUGAGGAUACAGGCUAAAUUAAGGCUGGUACUGAAUCGAAUUUUUGCUUCGGUAGUUGAAAUCGAACUUUUUGAACGAAAGGGACCAAUAGAAUUGGAACAGCACUGGUUGUCAAAUGACUCCUUCAAUCUGGGAAACUUUUCACAGAUAUUUUUAAAUCUGUUGCGCACUUGGGCUGGUCUUUUUGCUUGCUCAACUUCGGACAAUCAAAAAACGUCAACUACUUCUGCACUGAGUUUUCUCGAUUAUAUAGGAAUUAGUCGACCUACACAUGCUAACACCCGCAAAAUUUGUGGUUUAAUCAUUGAUUGUUGCUGUGAAGUUCUGGAACUUCCGUAUUCCAAAACGAGAUUCACAGAUUGGCUCCAUGUAACGCAUUACUACUCAACGAUGUACCAUCCGGACGUCUGCAAGUGUUCUAUACGCAAUGAAUUUAUUUUAUCAGAGCAUGAAAUAUUUUUAAAAAUCGACCAGCAACAUGUAAAUGUUAACGACUUGCUAAUUUCAUUCCAUUCAGUUGUCAUUUACUUGCUCAUCAACGCCAAUUUAAUUCAGGCUUUAUCACGGAUCAUAUUGCAAGAUCCAGAUGAUCCAGUGGCACUUAGAGCAACACUUUUGAUUCACGAUCUUUUGCUUGCAAGUUCGACUUCUUUGCCAGUGGAAUGGAGGCUUCGAGUUCUAAGUUUGCCAACACUUGUUCAUGGUGCUUGUCAAAUAGUCAGCGAAUCGCAUAUUUCAAAAAAGUGUUUCUUGGAUGAUAAUGAUUAUGAAACGGAUAAAAUCAUUCUAACUUAUGCUAACCGAAAGAAUGUUAUUGUUCUGCUCAAUCGUUUGGACAUCUUGAAGAGUAUAGCAUUGGCACAGAAAACGCAACCAUUGCCAAUCACCAAUCUCCAGCUUUUCGUGCAAAGUAGUCCAACUGCGAUAAGAUUGCGUAAAUCCAGUUCGUCGAACAUGAACUUCUGCAAUGAAGAUGGAGAUAUCGAUUAUGUUGAGAAAGUUUUGGAAAGAUUGCUUCUCAAAGCGGUAGAAUCUAACGGAAGGCUCUGUUGGUAUGUUGUUGACAAAUUAUUCCAGCUUCUUCAGACUAACUAUUCCGGUAAAGAUCUACCCGUCAAAUAUUCUAGAAAAUGUUACAGUAUUUUUAAAGUGUUAUUCAAAUUUAUCAGUCCAGCAAAAGGCCUGUUGAUUAACUUUAAUGACGAUCGUUUUGUUAUCAUAUGUUGUUGUCGCGGGAUACAUGUUUCAUUGCUGCUUGCUGCACGAGAAGCACAAUACAGAGAACUAUUAGCAGACUUUAUUAAUGACUUUAUAGCGAGUAUAUCAACAGAUGCAUUGUUGAAUGGGCCAUUGUCUCCUAAGAAUCUGUUGAAUACUGGUGCGAUGUAUUAUUUUUCAUUUAUUGGUGCCAUAUCUUCAAUCAAGGAAGGAAGACAGAUGCUAGAAGCGACGCCAUUAUUACAGCUGUUAGUUUUUUUAUCUAUAUAUUUAGGGUUGUUCUUUAUAUACUUCUUUCAUUUGUUCAGAGUUAACAUUAAAUUUACGCAGCCACAAGAAAAUCAUUAA
This is a messenger RNA of Cercopithifilaria johnstoni, 2328 nucleotides long. Lineage: Eukaryota; Metazoa; Nematoda; Chromadorea; Rhabditida; Onchocercidae. The record is from the annotation of a GenBank genome assembly.